Lynx canadensis (Canada lynx) is the source of this 1947-nucleotide messenger RNA. RefSeq names its product endoplasmic reticulum protein 44 (gene ERP44). The transcript has 12 exons. Bases 16 to 1473 code for a protein of 485 amino acids. The record is from RefSeq and is a predicted model, not a curated record. NCBI's taxonomy places the organism in Eukaryota, Metazoa, Chordata, Mammalia, Carnivora, Felidae.
CCAGUGACGUGCUCGAUGAGAGUGGUGCAGGACUACACUUCCCAAUAUGCUCCGAGGUGGGCAGGACCCGGAAGUGAGGGUGUGCGAGGCCUCUCUGGAAGUUGUCCCGGGUGUUCGCCGCUGGAGCUCCGGGUCCAGAGGACGAGGAGCCGCUGCCGGGACGAUCGUCCGCUGCCGCCGGCUCCCGGAGCCCAGCCCUUUCCUAACCCAACCCAACCCUGCCCAGUCCCAGCCGCGGACCCCGACGUUACCAUGAAUCCUGCCGUCUUCCUAUCAUUACCCGACCUUAGAUGCUCCCUGCUGCUCCUGGUAACUUGGGUUUUUACUCCUGUAACAACUGAAAUAACAAGUCUUGAUACAGAAAAUAUAGAUGACAUUUUAAACAAUGCUGAUGUUGCUUUAGUAAAUUUUUAUGCUGACUGGUGUCGUUUCAGCCAAAUGUUGCAUCCAAUUUUUGAGGAAGCUUCUAAUGUCAUUAAGGAAGAAUAUCCAAAUGAAAAUCAAGUAGUGUUUGCCAGAGUUGAUUGUGAUCAGCACUCUGAUAUAGCCCAGAGAUACAGGAUAAGCAAAUACCCAACCCUCAAAUUAUUUCGUAAUGGGAUGAUGAUGAAGAGAGAAUACAGGGGUCAGCGAUCAGUGAAAGCACUUGCAGAUUACAUCAGGCAACAAAAAAGCGACCCCGUUCAAGAACUUCAUGACUUAGCAGAAAUCACCACUCUUGAUCGCAGCAAAAGAAAUAUCAUUGGAUAUUUUGAGCAAAAGGAUUCAGAAAACUAUAGAGUUUUUGAAAGAGUAGCAAAUAUUUUGCACGACGAUUGUGCCUUUCUUUCUGCAUUUGGAGCUGUUUCAAAACCAGAAAGAUAUAGUGGAGACAACAUAAUCUACAAACCACCAGGGCAUUCUGCUCCAGAUAUGGUCUACUUGGGAUCUAUGACAAAUUUCGAUGGGACUUACAAUUGGAUUCAAGAUAAAUGCGUUCCUCUUGUUCGAGAAAUAACGUUUGAAAAUGGAGAGGAAUUGACAGAAGAAGGACUGCCUUUUCUCAUACUCUUCCACAUGAAAGAAGAUACGGAAAGUUUAGAAAUAUUCCAGAAUGAAGUAGCCCGACAAUUAAUAAGUGAAAAAGGUACCAUAAACUUUUUACAUGCUGACUGUGACAAAUUUAGACAUCCUCUUCUGCACAUACAGAAAACUCCAGCUGAUUGCCCUGUCAUAGCUAUUGACAGCUUUAGGCAUAUGUAUGUGUUUGGAGACUUCAGGGAUGUAUUAAUUCCUGGAAAACUCAAGCAGUUUGUAUUUGACUUACAUUCUGGAAAAUUGCACAGAGAAUUCCAUCAUGGUCCGGAUCCAACCGAUAUUGCCCCAGGACAGCAAGUCCAAGAUGUAGCAAGCAGUCCACCUGAGAGCUCCUUCCAGAAAUUAGCACCCAGCGAAUAUAGGUAUACUUUAUUGAGGGAUCGAGAUGAGCUUUAAAAACUUGAAAAACGAUUUGCAAGCCUUUCAAACAGCAGCAUCAACUUACGUGGUGGAAAUAGUAAACCUAUAUUUUCAUAAUUCUAUGUGUAUUUUUAUUUUGAAUAAACUGAAAGAAGUUUUGGGUUUUUAAUUUUUUUUUUCUCCCCCUGACUCAAAAUGCAUUGUCAUUUAAUAUAGCCUCUUUUUAAAAAUCUGUUAGGGAUAAAAAAAAUAAUAAAAAUAAAAACCAGAGGCCUAUCUUUGCUUUAAAUCUGUCCUGUAAAAUUUUUAUAAAUCAAGUGAAAGGUGACAUCGCCAGAAACAUACCGUGAACUCGCACUGCUAGGUUAGGGAGGACUUAGGGAUGUUUCCUGUGUGGUAUGUGCUUUUCUUUACAUAUGAUCAGUUCUGUUGGUAUUUCAUUAUCACAUUUCUCAAAGCUAAGAGGGUCUAUAUUCUGGAUACGGGGAGGGGAAUAAAUGAAAAUUUUCA